CGAAUUAUGAAGGUCGGCGGUGGUCAUGAGAGUACAAUCCAUGUUGGAUACGGUGGCCGAAACCGUCUUCUCUCUUUGUACUGCACGACCUGCCAACAGACAUUUGUUUUCUGGGCCGGGCUCUUUGAAACACCUAGCAACGUCAAAGGAUCUGUUGCCUAUCGCAUCCCUGACCUCGAGUAUCUAUUCUCCUUACCGAACGGGGUGGCCAUUAUAGUAAAGGACAGCCGGAUUGUGGGCCGAAUAGUCUGGGCGACGGGCGUGCGAGGCGUGCUAGGCGUGCAGAGAGGGCAUAUGCUGGCGUGGGCGUGUCACCAAGGCCGGCGCGGUAGCAGCGACGUCGACCGCCCCGCGGCUGGACCUGCUUGUGCACAUGCCUAUCCGCCGCUGCUGGUUCCUCCUAGGGGUCCUCGCUCGCCGCACUCAGAGCCAUCUACCAGGGCACAAUUGUGCCUUAGAUGCUGUUAGGAUAAGGUUGCAAUAGGAGGACGCCGCAGCGGGCAGAAGGCACCUGACCCGGAACGGAGAAACCAAUCCCAUGCGUAUGUAUACAGCGGCCAAAAAAAAAAAA
This is a messenger RNA of Aplosporella prunicola CBS 121167, 571 nucleotides long. RefSeq lists its product as uncharacterized. The coding region runs from base 7 to 468 and encodes 153 amino acids. The transcript has a single exon. The record is from RefSeq and is a predicted model, not a curated record. Lineage: Eukaryota; Fungi; Ascomycota; Dothideomycetes; Botryosphaeriales; Aplosporellaceae.